UGGAGGGAAUGGGGGCCUUGAUGAGUAGGGGAGGUGGCCUGGCUGGUCUAUCUCUGGCAGCUGAGGGCAGCAUGGAAGGGCUGGAGGGGGAGACCAGGAGCAGGGAGGCAGGAGGCCUGGGGGGAGGCUGGGGUCUGAGGGGGAAACAGGGAAAGGAGCAGUGCAUUCUGGGGUACAAAGGCAGCACGAUUAGAAAGGAUCAGGAAAGACAGUGGGGCCAAGCUGGGAACUGGGGGAGUGGGGAAGUGGGGGAAGGAGUUGGGGGAGAGGGGGAAGAGAGAUUAGGAACUCGGAUUUGAGAUUGGGGAUUAGGAACCUGGGCUGUGAUUGGGGGAUUGGGCACCUGGCCUGGGAUUGGAGAUCUGAGCCUGUGAUUGGGAGACUGGGGGGCCAGGUCUGGGAUUGGGGGAUUAGGAACAUGGGUUUAUGAUUGGGAUUAGGAAACUGGGCCCGGGAUUGGAGGAUUGUGACAGAACAACAAAGGGCAGAGCCUAUGAUCAGAGGAUUAGGGAGCUACAUCUGUGAUUGAGGGGUUAGGGACGGGGCGGCUUGUGAUUGGGGGCCUCGGUCCUAAACCAAGCAGGGAGGGGAGUCUGGCCUGUGAUUGGGAGAUCGGGGAGGUGGGGCUGUCACUUGGAAGAUUGAGGCGGGGUAGGGAAGGUAGCUGGGCUUGUGAUUGGUCUCUCUGCGGGGAUGGCGGGGAGGCCGGAGUGUGAUUGGGCAAUGUCGAGGAGCGCCCGUGAUGGCUGAUUGGCCGAGAUCACGCCCCGUCCCCUUUCCUGUCCGCCUCCUCUGGUUCCAAAAUCUGUGGGGGUGAGUCUCUGUCAGCGUCUGGCGCACUCGGGAACAUCGGCCCGCGCGCGCGGUUGGAGGGGGAAUGAGGGCCCCGGACAGAGGGCUGAGCGCCGAGAUCGGGCGGCCAUUUGCGGGGCUCCCGGUGACCUUCAGGGACGUGGCCGUGGACUUCUCAUGGGAGGAGUGGAGACGCCUGAGCCCGGCCCAGAGGGCCCUGUACAGGGACGUGAUGCUGGAGACCUACGAGAACCUGGUGUCCGUGGGGCUUCCCGUGGCCAAGCCUGAGGUGAUCUGCCUGUUGGAGAGAGGGGCAGCACCGUGGACGCCCGCGGCUGGAGUCCCCCGAGGCCCCUGCCCAGAUUACCGGAGUUGGGAUGGUGGAUGUGAAACUGAGGAUUCGGUUCUGACUGAGGGCAUUUGCCCGAGAACAUUGGCCCAAGAAAAAUUGCCAGUGGAUAGGAACUGGUCUCCCAGGAUGGGAGACUCUGAAGAAUGGGAAUUUAGGUUAGAGAGACAGGAGGAGGGCCACCAGGAGAGACAGUGCCAGCAAGUGACAAUGACUCUUGAUAGUACGUUUGAUAUGGUGAACGUACCUGAAUGUGGUAGGUUUGUUAGACAUUUCGACAUGGAGCCGAUCUUUUUUCCACAAUGGAAAGGUGACAUGGAAGAAAGAUUCCAUAAAACAUUUGGAAAGAAAGCCUUUGGCAAGAGAUUAAAUCUUAAUGGACAUGAGAAAAUUCAUCCUGGAGAAAACUCUUUUGAGUGUGAUGUAUGUUGGAAAACCUUCUGGGAUAGGGAAGCGCUUAAUAAACAUCAGAGAACCCACACUGGAGUAAAAUUGUUUGAACUUAAUAAAUGUGAAAAAGGCUUCAGUGAUGUGGGAAUGCUUCUCGGGCAACAGAAACCUCCUCCUGGAGUGAAACCAUUUGAAUGUAGUGAAUGUGGGAAAUCACUGUCUUCAAGGAAAACCCUUACUUACCAUCAGAGAAUCCAUACUGGAGUGAAGCCCUUUGAAUGUGAUAUAUGUGGGAUAGGAUUUAUGCGAAAGGAAUAUUUGAUCAGCCAUCAGAGAAUUCACACUGGAGUCAAGCCAUUUCAGUGUAAAGAAUGCGGUAAAGCCUUCUUUCAGAAGGGAAAUCUCAAUAGCCACCAGAGAAUCCACACUGGAGUCAAACCCUUUGAAUGCAGUGAAUGUGGAAAAGCCUUCUUUCAGAAAGGAAACCUUAAUAGGCAUCAGAGAACUCACACUGGAGCGAAAAUCUUGGAGUGUAAUGAAUGUGGGAAAGCCUUAACCACGAGGAGAACGCUUAUCAGUCAUCAGAGAAUCCAUCCGGGUCUGAAACCUUUUGAUUGUAAAAUAUGUGGGAAAGCCUUCUUUCGGAGGGGCAACCUUUACCGCCAUCAGACGACUCACACUGGAGUGAAACCCUUUAAAUGUAACGAGUGUGGGAAAGCCUUCCGUCAGAAGGGCCAACUUCAUAGUCAUCAAGGAACUCACACCGGCGUGAAACCUUUUGAAUGUAGCGAAUGUGGGAAAGCCUUCUUCCGCAAGGCGCAUCUUAAUCGGCAUCAGAGAAUUCACACUGGAGUGAAGCCCUUUGAAUGUAAAGAGUGUGGGAAAGCCUUCAGUGAGAAGACCUACCUUAUUAACCAUGAGAGGACUCACACGGGGACGAAAUCUUUUGGAGUGUGAAGUUUGGAAGGAAUGCUUCGGGAGUCAUCAGAGAGUCCAUGUUGGCGUGAAAUCAUUUGGAAGUAACGAACGUGGGAAAAAGCCUUUGUCACAAUGCUCACCUUGUGGCCAACUACAGGAUCCCCAUCUUGAGUACAAUUAUGUUGACAAGCCUAGGAGAUCCCUCGUUGGAAUGGAAAGAAGGAUAACUCGUCCAGGAGAGCUCUCAAACUGGAAUGAAGCCCUUUGAGUGUGCCGUAGGGGGAAGCAUUCUUUUACCCACCAGAGAAUCCAUAUUGGAAUGCAACUCUUUAAAUAUAAUGAAUUGGGGAGGAACUUUCGAAUAUCAUCAGAAAACUCACAUUGGAGUCAAAAGUUUUGAAUGUAGUAAAUGUGGGAAAACCUUCAUUGACAGGGGAACAUUUAUUAAGCUUCAAAACUCUCAUGCUAAAGUGAAUUAAUGUAGGAGUACAUUUGGCUAGAGAGAAAACCUAAUAUGAGAAAAUUCAUGUUGGGAAAAACCUUUUUCAAGUAAAUAUGAAUUAUAUAAUUAUUUAAAUGUAACAAAUGAAUUGAAAUAUAAUCUCCUAUUAUUUGUAGUUUCUUGAGUAAAAAUGGUGUAACAUUAACUUGCACAAGAAAAGUGGUUCUCUUUCUUUCUGUCACCUUUUGAAAUCUGGGCAUGUUUUUGUGUGAUGAUGUCUUUUUUAUUUUCAUAGAAUGUGUAUUCUUACUCUGGUUUCAGCAGGUUGGAGGAAUAGAAAAUCGCAGCCAAAUCUGACCACAGAGUUAUCCUUAAAACUUGACUGGAUGAGACCCAUGGCAGCUUCUUAGCCCUAGAUGUGGGUAAAAAGGAGGCUGUGGGAGCAUCGUCCACCUGGGAACUAGAAGCUGGGGGAGAGGGGGAAGCAAGGUAGACCUGAAGGUCAUGGCAAAAGUGAAACAUAUGAACACUUUUGAACUCAGAGCCCACUUGGCCAGAAAGAGGAAAGAGAGGAAUGAUUUGGGGGAACAGUCUCCAUCCUGACACAGAGAGAUUGAAUCAGUGAAUCAAAAGGAAACUUACUUACAGUGUAGUCAGUGGACACAAAGUGAAAGGGAAAUGCUUUGCAAUCCAGGAGCUCUCGAUGUCUUUGCCAUUCCAUAAAGGGAGUGACCACAUGUCUAAGCACAACACUUAGGAGCCGGGGAGGUGGCAGUGCCUCCUGGUCUGAAGGGCACAGUGUCAUUGCAGAAGCAAGGCCAGGCUAGUUUCCAUUUCAUCCAAAGGAUUCUGGUUGGUGACUCCCUGACUGUCGGAGCUAAGUGGGCAGCAAUGUCCAUUGGGAAGAAAGAUCCCAAGAGUCAGUGUGUAGCAUUUGGCCCAGAGGCUCAUAAUAGUGAUAGGGGCUGCCAUUUUCUGGGGGCUCUCCCUGCUAAAACAGCAACUGAUAGCUUUCUGCUUGUCUUAAUCAUAACUCCAUCAUCCAAGACUCGAGAAGUCAACAAUGAGAUUCUCUUUUGGAGAUGGUUCCUACUCUAGGGAGAAACUGAAUGUGCAGGGUUCUUCAAAUGGUGUGUAAGCAACUGCUCCCUCUGAGACAGGACAUAUUACUAUCCCCAUUUUACUGAGCAGGAAACUGGCUGGGAAAGAUUAAUUGACAUGCCCUGAAUCAUUCACCUAGUAACAGAUUUCAGGUAAAAAUUGUACUCUAUGUUGUUUACUUAAAGGCCAGUACUCUACUGUUAAAAGAGAAAAAACAAAUUGUUGGUAUUAAAAAUGAAAAAAGUAGGUAUCACAAGAAAUUGAGAAUAAAGGAUGUUAUUAAAAAGUAAGUUUUGUCCAACUAAAUACAGAUUAAACCAAUAAAUUCACUUAAUGUUUUUAUAA
Antechinus flavipes (yellow-footed antechinus) is the source of this 4337-nucleotide messenger RNA. RefSeq names its product zinc finger protein OZF-like. The record is from RefSeq and is a predicted model, not a curated record. The transcript is spliced from 4 exons. Gene Ontology annotation, biological process: regulation of transcription by RNA polymerase II. The coding region runs from base 878 to 2488 and encodes 536 amino acids. NCBI's taxonomy places the organism in Eukaryota, Metazoa, Chordata, Mammalia, Dasyuromorphia, Dasyuridae. Gene Ontology annotation, molecular function: DNA-binding transcription factor activity; RNA polymerase II cis-regulatory region sequence-specific DNA binding.